Elephantulus edwardii (Cape elephant shrew) is the source of this 2595-nucleotide messenger RNA. RefSeq names its product xylosyltransferase II (gene XYLT2). Gene Ontology annotation, cellular component: membrane. The transcript is spliced from 11 exons. Gene Ontology annotation, biological process: heparan sulfate proteoglycan biosynthetic process; chondroitin sulfate proteoglycan biosynthetic process. The coding region runs from base 1 to 2595 and encodes 864 amino acids. The record is from RefSeq and is a predicted model, not a curated record. NCBI's taxonomy places the organism in Eukaryota, Metazoa, Chordata, Mammalia, Macroscelidea, Macroscelididae. Gene Ontology annotation, molecular function: protein xylosyltransferase activity.
AUGGUGGCGAGCGUGCGGGUGCAGAAGCUGGUGCGGCGCUACAAGCUCGCGAUCGCCACGGCGUUGGCUAUCCUGCUGCUGCAGGGCCUGGUGGUGUGGAGCUUCAGCGGCCUGGAGGAGGACGAGCCAGGCGAGAAAGGAAGACAGAGGAAGCCACGGCCGCUGGACCCUGGCGAGGGCUCCAAAGACACAGACAGUUCGGCUGGGCGCCGAGGCAGCGCGGGACGAAGGCAUGGGCGCUGGCGAGGCCGUGCUGAGAGCCCUGCGGUACCGGUGGCCAAGGUGAUGCGGGCAGUAACCAGCCGGCACAGAGCUAGCCGCCGGGUGCCGCCUGCCCCGCCCCCAGAGGCCCCCGGCCGCCAGAACCUUAGUGGAGCGGCAGCUGGGGAGGCGCUAGUAGGGGCUGCUGGCUUUCCACCCCACGGAGACACAGGGAGCGUGGAGGGUGCGCCCCAACCCACGGACAAUGGCUUCACCCCCAAGUGUGAAAUCGUGGGCAAGGACGCGCUGUCCGCACUGGCCCGGGCCAACACCAAGCAGUGCCAGCAGGAGAUCGCCAACGUGGUGUGCCUGCACCAGGCCGGGAAGCUUAUGCCCAAGGCUGUGCCCCGGCACUGCCAACUGGCAGGGAAGAUGAGCCCCGGCAUCCAGUGGGAUGAGAUCCGGGCCCAGCAGCCUGCGGACGGCCCCCCAGUCCGCAUCGCCUACAUGCUGGUGGUCCAUGGCCGUGCCAUCCGCCAGCUGAAGCGGCUCCUGAAGGCGGUGUAUCAUGAACAGCACUUCUUCUAUAUCCACGUGGACCAGCGCUCCAACUACCUGCACCGAGAGGUGGUGGAGCUGGCCCGGCACUAUGACAAUGUACGGGUGACGCCUUGGCGCAUGGUCACCAUCUGGGGUGGCGCCAGCCUGCUGAGGAUGUACCUGAGGAGCAUGCGGGACCUGCUGGAGGUGCCUGGCUGGGCAUGGGACUUCUUCAUCAACCUCAGUGCCACUGACUACCCAACCAGAACCAACGAAGAGCUGGUGGCUUUCCUGUCCAAGAACCGGGACAAGAAUUUCCUCAAGUCACAUGGCCGGGACAACUCUAGGUUCAUCAAGAAACAGGGCCUGGACAGGCUCUUCCACGAGUGCGACUCACACAUGUGGCGUCUGGGAGAGCGGCAGAUCCCGGCAGGCAUCGUGGUGGACGGUGGCUCUGAUUGGUUCGUGCUGACACGCAGCUUCGUGGAGUACGUGGUGUACACGGAUGAUCCACUCGUAGCCCAGCUGCGCCAGUUCUACACGUACACUCUGCUCCCGGCUGAGUCCUUCUUCCACACGGUGCUGGAGAACAGCCCAGCCUGCGAGAGCCUUGUGGACAACAACCUGCGAGUGACCAACUGGAACCGCAAGCUGGGCUGCAAGUGCCAGUACAAGCACAUCGUGGACUGGUGCGGCUGCUCACCCAACGACUUCAAGCCCUCGGACUUCCUGCGGCUGCAGCAAGUCUCCAGGCCCACUUUCUUUGCCCGGAAGUUCGAGUCCACUGUGAACCAGGAGGUCCUGGAAAUCCUAGAUUUUCACCUGUAUGGCAGCUACCCCCCAGGCACGCCAGCCCUCAAGGCCUACUGGGAGAACACCUACGACGUGGCCGACGGGCCCGGUGGGCUCAGCGACAUCAUGCUCACUGCCUACACUGCCUUUGUCCGCCUCAGCCUGCGCCACGUCGCCACCUCCACACCCCCUCCAGCCACCUCACUCUGUAGGUUUGAGCCCAGGGGCUUGCCGUCCAGCGUGCACCUGUAUUUCUAUGACGACCAUUUCCAGGGCUACCUGGUGACGCAGGCGGUGCAGCCCUCCGCCCCGGGGCCGACAGAGACGUUGGAGAUGUGGCUGAUGCCCCAGGGAUCGCUGAAGCUGGUGGGGCACAGUGACCAGGCGAGCCGGCUCCAAAGCUUGGAGGUUGGCACUGAGUGGGACCCCAAAGAACGUCUGUUCCGGAACUUUGGGGGACUGAUAGGGCCACUGGACGAGCCUGUGGCCAUGCAGCGCUGGGCCCGGGGCCCCAACCUCACAGCCACCGUGGUCUGGAUUGACCCAACCUACGUGGUAGCCACGUCUUAUGACAUCACUGUAGACGCGGAGACCGAGGUCACACAGUACAAGCCCCCGCUGAGCCGACCCCUGCGGCCAGGAGCCUGGACCGUCCGACUGCUCCAGUUCUGGGAGCCUGUGGGCGAGACCCGUUUCCUCGUGCUGCCCUUGACCUUCAACCGCAAACUACCUCUCAGGAAAGAUGAUGCCACCUGGCUGCACGCCGGGCCACCCCACAACGAGUACAUGGAGCAGAGCUUCCAGGGCCUGAGCGGCAUCUUGAACCUGCCUCAGCCUGAGCCUGUGGAGGCCACGAAGCGGCGCACAGAGCUCACGGGACCUGCGCUGGAGGCCUGGACAGACAGGGAACUGAGUGGCUUCUGGUCUGUGGCUGGACUGUGUGCCACGGGUCCCUCCACGUGCCCCUCACUAGAGCCCUGCAGACUGACCAGCUGGAGCUCUUUGUCCCCCGACCCCAAAUCAGAGCUGGGGCCUGUCAAAGCAGACGGGCGACUCAGGUAG